Brassica oleracea var. oleracea is the source of this 1379-nucleotide messenger RNA. Its product is annotated as cytochrome P450 71A14-like. The record is from RefSeq and is a predicted model, not a curated record. Gene Ontology annotation, molecular function: oxidoreductase activity, acting on paired donors, with incorporation or reduction of molecular oxygen; monooxygenase activity; iron ion binding. NCBI's taxonomy places the organism in Eukaryota, Viridiplantae, Streptophyta, Magnoliopsida, Brassicales, Brassicaceae.
AAUGGAAAUGAUGUUGAUCUCUGUUUGUUUGGCCAUCUUCUUAGCUUUUCUCUUCCUUAAACCACUCUUCACAAAAACCACCACCACCAAACUUAACCUACCACCGUCUCCGUGGCCGAUCGGAAACCUCCACUAGCUCAGCCUCCACCCGCACCGCUCUCUCCAUUCCCUUAGCCUUCGCUAUGGGCCACUCAUGCUCCUUCACUUUGGUUGCGUCCCUGCGCUCGUAGUCUCUUCCGCUGACGUAGUUUAUGACGCCAUGAAAACACACGAUCUAAAAUUUUCCAAUCGCCCGAAAACAAAAACGGUCGAAAAACUUAUUAUAGGGACAGAAAUAGCCUUUUCCCCCUACGGAGAAUAUUGGAGGCAGAUGAAGAGUAUUUGCGUCAUGAAUCUCCUUACCAACAAAACCAUUCGAUCCUUCGAGGAUAUAAGAGCAGAGGAGAUCAACGUCUUAAUGGGGAAGCUUGAGAAAGCGAGUUCUUCUUCUUCACCAGUAAACCUAAGCAAGCUCUUCAUUAAUUUGUCAAACGAUGUUAUAACCAGAGUCGUCUUGGGGAAAAAAUAUAGCACCGAGGGAGGUGAAUAUAUUUCCCAGAACGUUGUGAGAAAAUUCAUGGAGCUCGUGGGUGCUUUCCCUUUUGGAGAUUUCAUUCCCAAGCUGGCGUGGGUAGAAAGAAUACGAGGUUUGGAUAAGAAAGUGGAGGAAGUAUACAAAGAGCUUGAUGGUUUUCUUGAAAAAGCAGUACAAGAUCAUGAAAAUGCAGAUGAAGAGAGAUCAGAUUUUGUACAUAUGUUGCUAUCUGUUCAAAGAGAUGAGACGACAUCAUUUGAGUUUGAGAGAAGGGACUUAAAAUUCGUCCUCUUGGAUAUGUUGUUCGCGGCAGCGCCAACAACUUUCGCACUAUUAGAGUGGACAAUGACAGAGCUUAUAAGACAUCCGGAGUGUUCAAAGAAACUCAAGCAAGAGAUUUGUUCUGUUUCAACACAUAAGUUAUAUGUAAGGGAGCAAGAAACUGAGAAGAUGAAUUAUUUAAAUCUUGUGAUUAAGGAGGCGCUUCGACUACAUCCCGGGGUACCAUUAGCUCCCCGGCAAUUGAGUGAAGAUGUUAAAGUACAUGGAUAUGACGUAGCUGCAGGAACACAAGUGUUAAUCAAUAUAUGGGCAAUCCAAAGAGACGUGUCAGCUUGGGGACAAGAUGCAGAUGAGUUUAGGCCAGAUAAGCAUUUAGAUAUGGUUGCAGAUUUUCAAGGACAGAAUCUCAAGUUUAUUCCAUUUGGUUCAGGGAGAAGAAUAUGUCGUGGAAGUGGAUAUGUAGUAGCUUUUUGGUGGAAGUCACAUUGGCCAACCUAGUGAAAAAGUUCGACUGGAAAGUUGA